Molecule: messenger RNA, 1462 nt
Organism: Aegilops tauschii subsp. strangulata
Lineage: Eukaryota; Viridiplantae; Streptophyta; Magnoliopsida; Poales; Poaceae
Biological process (GO): response to auxin
Source: RefSeq, a predicted model, not a curated record
CUCGUCCUCGAUCGUCCUGGUCUGUCCUGCACCAUAUGACCCUGCGCUGCAGCUCACGGCGAGUCACAAGUCAAUGCAUGCCCUCGCGUCGGGUCAACUAAUGGGGCUAGCCCACCAUGUCACACCGCACGCCGUGUCGCCCUCCGUCUUCAGCUAGCUGCUAGCUGCUACACCUACCUUUUGCUUAGCUUGUACCCAUAUAUAUACACACAACCCGGCCGGCCCCCUCUUUCAUGCAUGCCAUCAUCCUUGCAAGGCAUAUCCACCACUCUUGGCCACAUAACCCGGGCGGCGCAUCCACCGGCAGCAUAUAUGGCGGCGAGCAAGGGCGCGAGGAAGAGCCUGGUGUCGAGGACCCUGGAGCGGUGCCGAUCCGGGCUGGCCAGCGGUGGCCGGUCGUCGGCGGCGGUGGCGCCGGGGUGCUUCUCGGUGUACGUGGGACCGGAGCGGGAGCGGUUCGUGGUGCGCGCCGACCGCGCCAACCACCCGCUCUUCCGCCGCCUCCUCGACGAUGCCGAGCAGGAGUACGGCUACGCGGCGCAGGGGCCCCUCGCGCUGCCCUGCUCCGUCGACGCCUUCCUCGACGUGCUCUGGCACAUGGACCACGACGUCCAAGACGACGACGACGGCGAGGCCGCCGUGGCCCCGUCGACGCCCAUAUGCGGCCUGCAGCGCGCCGGCAGCGGGAACAUCAAGGUCCGGCCGGCGGGGUACCGGGUGCUCAGCCCGGCCAAGUCCACGCCGGCGUCCUUCUUCUUCUCGCAGACGGCGGCUGGCGGUAGGAGGUGAGCUCUAGGCGCGCAGGUAGCUAGCAGGAGCGUCUUGCAUGCAGAACCGAGAGGAAUCUGCGGGCGCAUACACAGAUCGAGCAGGUGCUUAAUUUGCAUAUAUUUAGACGCCUCAACCACACACACACGCCUAGCUGAUUUAGAUUGUAAAAGUGAAAGGAAAGAAGAUCGAUUCUAUGCAUGCAUGUAAGCGCGUGUGUUGGAAGUUCUUUGUAUUGCCGGUUUCACGGAAAUGAAAUUUGGAGCUUGAGCUCCUAAUUUAGAAACAAAAAAGGUAUGUGUGUGCGCGCGGGGGGGGGGAUACACAAGAAAGAGAUUAACUUUGGAUGGUCAUUUUGUUUGAUCUACACAAGUGGACCAUGUGUUUCUUUAUGAAGUAUGGAACAUUUUUUAUGGCAAUUUAUAUUGUCGCGGGUAUUAUAAUUUUAGUUUACAAGCAUGGCAAACCCUGGCGAAAAACAGAACUGAAGCGGAGUUGCCAUACUUGCUAACAAAAAUUUCAUCCUCGGUCAAACACAAAUUGUCAUCAAUUGCCAUUCCUCCAGCAAACUUUCACUGGUUAAGCCGGUCCAAAAAUAACUAGUUAACUCGGGUCUUGGGCUAGAUGCAAACCUAUACUCCCUUAAUAUUAUUAUGCAGUACUUCCUCCGUUUCAAAAUAGAUGACUCAACUUU